This is a messenger RNA of Melanotaenia boesemani (Boeseman's rainbowfish), 2277 nucleotides long. RefSeq names its product tRNA methyltransferase 1-like (gene trmt1l). Gene Ontology annotation, molecular function: RNA binding. The record is from RefSeq and is a predicted model, not a curated record. Gene Ontology annotation, biological process: tRNA N2-guanine methylation. The transcript is spliced from 17 exons. The coding region runs from base 42 to 2096 and encodes 684 amino acids. Gene Ontology annotation, cellular component: nucleus. Lineage: Eukaryota; Metazoa; Chordata; Actinopteri; Atheriniformes; Melanotaeniidae.
CGUAAGCACGUACGGUGGAACGUUUCCUGUAUGCGGCUGUAAUGGAGGAGCUGAAAGAGGGACCCGCUGCUCAGCUACACCAGGAGGACGUCGUUAACAAACGUGAGGAUGAUGAAGAUGCACCUGCAGCUGCUGACCAUGCAGUGCAAACUGAAGCUGCUGCAGACAGCGACACCAAACCCUCGACCACAACCACGGAGAGACACAUCUCCAUCCAGGCUAAACUGGAAGGUCUGGAGAUGCUGGUGGACCUUGAUGGAGCGGGCCGGAAGUCGUGUCCUCUGUGUCCGGAGGAGAAAUUUAAAGCCUGUUACAGCCACAAGCUGCGUCGACACCUGCAGAACCUCCACUGGAAGGUCUACGUGGAGUUUGAAGGCCAGAAGAUGUGCAUCUGCCACCUGCCCUGCAGAAAUCUGAAGCCGAGUCUCAGCGGAGACCUGGCGUCGGGCAGACACAUGGCUCAUUACCACUGCGUGGUCUGUUCUGUCACCAUCGCUCGAAAGACCGACAUGAUCAGCCACCUCAAACGCCACGUCAACAAAGGAGAGACCGAGGCCAGCUACUCCGGGAACUCGGACGUACAGUUUGAAGAGCGGACAGCUCCGUCGGGUCAGGACUACGAGAUCAUGAAAGAACUGGGAACAAACGUCCAGCUCCUCCCGAACCACACCACCCCGCAGAAGAGCGACACCUACUUCAACCGAAAGAUGAAGACCAACAGGCAGCUGGUGUUCUGUUCGCUGGCUGUUCUGGCCGAAGAGAGGAACCCACUCGAGUGUCUGGAUGCUUUUGGAGCCACAGGCAUCAUGGGCCUCCAGUGGGCCAAGCACCUUCGUAACGCCGUCAAAGUCACCAUCACAGACAUCAGCGACACCUGCGUGAAAAUGAUCAAAGAAAACUGCGAGCUGAACCAAAUCCGGGUGGACGGAGGCUCACGAGGCCCCCGAUGGCCCGACAGGGAGGCCGAGACGGCGCCCAUCGCUACUGUGGAGGUCACCAAGAUGGACGCCAACGUCAUCUUGCACCUGCGGCCUUUUGACUACAUCCACCUGGAUCCAUUCGGCACAGCUGUGAACUACCUGGACGCCGCCUUCAGGAACGUCCGUAACCUCGGCAUCAUCUCUGUGACGUCCACGGACACGAGCUCCCUCUACGCCAAGUCGCCCAACGUCACCCUGCGCCACUACGGCUGCCACAUCGUACGCACCGAGUACUACAAAGAGUUGGCUGCACGCAUGGUGGUCGCCACCGUGGCCAGAGCGGCGGCGCGCUGUAACAAAGGCAUCGAGGUGCUGCUGGCGGUGGCGUUGGAGCACUUCAUGCUCGUGGUGGUGAGAGUCCUCAGAGGUCCGACACAAGCAGACGAGUCGGCCAAGAAGCUACGAAAACUGGUCCACUGUCAGUGGUGCGAGGAGAGGGUCUUCCUGAAACUGGGAAACAUGGUGGACGACACGCUGCCAUGUAACUGUCAUGGAAGUCUGCCUGGAAAGACUGCAGUCCAGCUGGGACCUCUGUGGUCUGGUGCUCUGUUCAACACGGGCUUCCUGAGGAGGAUGCUGUCUGCAGCCGUGCAGCACAGCAUGGACGACAUCCAGCCGCUCGUCAAAACUCUGAUCUGCGAGUCCGAGUGCACCACCCUCAAGUCUCUGGUCCACGGGUCGUCCGUUCUCUCCAACCAGGUGGAGUGUGGAGUCGUCAUUAAGACCCUGCAGAGCGGAGACGAGGCGGGUCCUGCUGAUCAGCCGGGGAAGAGGAAGAGCGGGGAGGAGUCAGGGAAUGUUGUGAAGAAGCUGAAACCUGAUGCAUCUCUGGAACAUCCACCUUUCUACUACAGCAUCCACCGCCACAGCAUCCGAGGCAUGAACAUGCCCAAGCUGAAUAAGUUCCUUCAGUACCUGUCCGAGGCCGGCUUCAAGGUGAGCCGGACUCACUUUGACCCGACCGGCGUGCGGACCGAUGCCACGCUGCAGCAGUUUAAAUCCGUUCUCACCAAGUACAGCGUCCCCACGUACACCAACGCCGCCACGGCCACGCAGACCAGCGUGAGCACGCAGAAAACGCCGUCAGCGAAGCUCGCUUCAGGCUCCCCGAACUAAACUCUGACUGCACUGACGGAGAUGAUUUGCUUUUUAACCCACACGAGAUCCCGGAUGAGAUCAUGUGAUGUUUCUAUUUAUUUCUCUUGAGAAUUAAACUUGCUCUUAUUUGGCAUUUUUCUCUGUUUUUUAAAACCUUUUUUCCUCAUCAAAAGAAAUAAACAAGCAUGAAUGAACUGAU